Messenger RNA from Cetraspora pellucida, 609 nucleotides. The record is from the annotation of a GenBank genome assembly. NCBI's taxonomy places the organism in Eukaryota, Fungi, Glomeromycota, Glomeromycetes, Diversisporales, Gigasporaceae.
AUGUCUUCUUCGAAUAGUGAUUGUGAGAUAGUGCAAAAGGGUAUCCAGGCUAAUUUUGAGGCCAAUUUUGGUCGUAUGUCGGUUGAUGUGUUGAAAUUUUUGUGUCACGAGUUGGGGGUUUCUGAAACCGGUUCAAAACAGGAUUUGGUUAACCGUUUGGUGAGUGAGAGUAGGAGAAGGGAAGUUGCAGGGGAGACCUCUGCUGAAAGGGGUAAGGUGCCGUCUAGCGGUGAGGAUGUAACGCCAACCUUGUUUGGAAGUGCUGGUAUGUUGUUGGCUGAUCAGGCAUCUGGUUCGGCUAGUAGUCCGGCUGAGGUGUGGUCAGAAGAGAAGAGGUUUGGUUCGAAUGUCUUGGGUAAUCAUCAGUCGCAGCAAGUCUCUGGGUUCCCGAAUAAAAAUAAGAGACCUAGAGUAUCGCAGGAUCAAAGUUUGGGAAGGAGUGAAUCUCAAGAUAAGCAGCCUCAACCUUUGGUGCAACUGUUGUGGCAACAACCUUUUGUCCAAACAAUGGGUAUGGCUCCUGUUGGUUUUGGGUCAGCACCUCAAGAUAGUUUCUCUCGUAAUGGAGUGCGUAGUCCUCAACUUCAGUUGAGCCACGGGAAGUUCUAG